Prorocentrum cordatum is the source of this 861-nucleotide messenger RNA. NCBI's taxonomy places the organism in Eukaryota, Dinophyceae, Prorocentrales, Prorocentraceae. The record is from the annotation of a GenBank genome assembly.
AUGCGGGUGCUCGCCCGCGACUUUCCAGACUGGGGGGUCGUCUACCUGGGUGGGCAUGUCUCUACGGCCGUGAAGAAGGCGGAGAAGCAGAGCUGGAAGAUUACCAACAGACUCUCGACGGCCAAGAAGGUGUACCAGACCCACGCAUUCGUCGUCAGGCGCUCGGUGGCCCCAGACGUGCUGAAGCGGCUCAAGCGGGGAUACGCGGCGGACGCAGCCUACGUGUCGUGGUCCAAGCAGGCGUCGGCCAGGUGCUUCAUGUUCUACCCGCAGCAUCUGAUGAAGCAGCCUGGAGGGCCCGAGCGUUGGAAGGACAGCGACAUCCAGGAGAAGAGACAACGGCUGAAGGCCAACGGCGGCGAUUACGCCUUCGACCCGGCCGCGCAGGAACCGACCAGCCAGCGACGCCCGCGGGCGUGCGGCCACGGCAGCGGCGAGUCCCGCCGGGCGGAGACCGGAUCGCGGCCCCCCAGGAAGCGGCAGAGGAGGACCCCUGACGGGCGGUUCGCGGCCGGCAGCGAGUCCACGGACACGCCAGCGGAGCGCGGCGCUGCCGCCGCGGGGGCGCCUCCGCAGGCGGCCGCCAAAGGGGCCGCGGCGGGGCCAGCCGGGAAGCAGGCCCGCCCCCCUUCCGCCUUCGCCCCCGGGCGCGCCGCCGAUCAUCACAGACCGACGACGAGUGCCCGCCCUGACCGCCGAGGAGCAGGGGAGGCUCCAGGCCCGGGUGUCGGAGCUGUUCCCGGACGGAGCAGGGCAGGAGGGCGGGGUAGCGCCCCUCUCGGCCGUGGCCGCCGCCCCUGGCGGAGACCGCGCGCGUGCUGCUGGCCGAGCUGCGGCAGCUCGCGCGGGGCAGCGAGCUGA